Molecule: messenger RNA, 4379 nt
Organism: Salvelinus namaycush (lake trout)
Lineage: Eukaryota; Metazoa; Chordata; Actinopteri; Salmoniformes; Salmonidae
Product: cysteine and histidine-rich protein 1-like
Exons: 6
Coding region: 821-1963 (380 amino acids)
Cellular component (GO): nucleus
Molecular function (GO): zinc ion binding
Source: RefSeq, a predicted model, not a curated record
UAGCCAAUCUGCGACGCAGGGCAAGGACUGUCAAGGGAGGCCUUAACAGCAGCUGGCAAAAUAUUGACAGUUUAUCAAGCAACGAAACUCGGGAUUUGCUGUUUUUGUGACUAUAGCUGAGUAACACCGGUUAGGAUUGGAAGGUGCAGCCGAGCUAGGGUGUAGUGAAGUCGGGGAGAGGAGGAGGGGACGGUCCGGACAGGAGAAAAACAAAGAUGUCUGUGUAGUUAAACUAGGCAAAUCCUAGCGAACUGUCUGAACAUCUCUCAGAUUUUUCCAAAACUGACACGUCCCGGAGGUCCAGUGGAUAGCGAGCUGGCACCAGGGACAAAACGUUUACCGACCUGCCGAACCGGGCCGUUAUGAACGGCCGCUCAUGCGCUGUCACGGCAAAUAACUGCGACUUGACAACACAAAAACAUCUGACGGGUUGUUUUGUUCUAGCUAGACAAGGGCGAGGACUGGAGUGUUUUGUGAGCUUGUUAGCUAUAGCAUGUAGCUAGCUGAAUAUAUUCGUUAAACUGCCAGUCAACAGCGCUACAUUUAUACGAAAACGACCGUCAAAUAACGAUUUUUGGAAAUUUCUAGAACGUUAGGUGAAUGUCCGUUUGUUAAAUUCAAAGCGUAUUGCGCAACAUUGCUUACAAACUAGCUAGCUAGCUAACGUGUAUUCCAGCUCUGACUUCUUGCUAGCCAGCUGACCGUUAGCUGUCCUGGCUUUCCCUUGCCUAGCCUGGUGUAGCUAAAUCUGCCAGCUAGCUAACAUUUUGGCGACAGGUCGCUAGAUUACGCUUGACAAACACCAUUACCACCACCCACCAUGUCCUCGAUGGAAGAGCGUGGUGAGGUGGGCGUCGCGGCGGCUCCAGGCUCCUCAAGCGGACUGGGGGUUGGGGCGGUGGGGGCAGCCCUGGAGACAGUGGUCGGUGGGCCAUCAAUGCAAGAGGAGGUGGGCUUCCGAAGAGGAGAGGGGCUCGGGCCCGAGUCGGACCCGGACGAGCCGCCGCCCAAGAAGCGGAUGAGACUGCCGGAGGGAGAGUCGGGAAAGCUGGAAGAGAGGCUGUAUUCAGUGCUGUGCUGCACGGUGUGUUUAGACCUGCCCAAAGCCUCCGUUUAUCAGUGCACCAACGGUCACCUGAUGUGUGCUGGCUGUUUCAUCCACCUGCUGGCUGACUCUCGUCUGAAAGAGGAACAGGCCACUUGUCCUAACUGCAGGUGUGAGAUCACCAAGUCUCUGUGUUGUAGGAACCUGGCUGUAGAGAAGGCUGUGAGUGAGCUGCCCACAGACUGUCCCUUCUGUCUCAAACAGUUCCCUCGCUCCAGCCUAGAGAGGCACCAGAAAGAGGAGUGCCAAGACAGGGUGACGCAGUGUAAGUAUAAGCGGAUUGGCUGCCCAUGGAAGGGACCGUUCCACGAGCUACCAGCCCACGAGGAGGAGUGCUGCCAUCCCACCAAGACUGGCACAGAGCUGAUGGGCAUCCUGGGGGAGAUGGACCAGAGCCACAGCAGAGAACUAACCCUUUACAACUCUAUAUUCUCCCUGCUCUGUUACGAGAAGAUAGGCUUCACAGAGGUCCAGUUCAGGCCGUACCGGACAGAUGACUUCAUAACUCGUCUGUACUAUGAAAGUCCUCGUUUCACCGUGUUGAACCAGACCUGGGUACUGAAGGCCAGAGUCAAUGACUCAGAACGCAACCCUAACCUCUCGUGCAAACGCACCCUCUCCUUCCAACUCAUCCUCAAGAGCAAGGUGAACUCGGCUAUAGAGUGUUCCUUCCUGCUGUUGAAAGGUCCGUACGAUGAUGUGAGGAUCAAGCCUGUGAUUCACCAUCAUGCGUUCAGCAACGACACCAACGAGACUGACUACGUCCCCCUGCCCAUCACCGACUCUGUGGAGUGUAACAAACUACUGGCCGCUAAGAACAUCAACCUACGUCUCUUCAUCUUCCAGAUCCAGAAAUAGACAGAGGAGGAGGAGGACCGAGAGAGACGUGUAGAGGACGUGAGGGAGAGAGAAGUUUGAGUUUAAAGUGAGACACCACUCAUACCUCUUUACACACACACACACACACACACACACACACACACACACACACACACACACACACACACACACACACACACACACACACACACACACACACACACACAGGACCACAUAUUGAGAGAGUUAGGGAACCCCACCAUUUCAGAUGCUGCUUUUAGUGUUGCUAUGAUUUACUAUGGGGGUGUUAGGGGAGAUGGGGUUGUCACUAUGGAGACCGGAUGGUGUUGCUAGGGGAAUUCAUCUGUAUGGACUGAGGAAGUUGUUACUAUGGGGGUGUUAGGGGAGAUGGGGCUGUCACUAUGGAGACCGGAUGGUGUUGCUAGGGGAAUUCAUCUGUAUGGACUGAGGAGUUGUUACUAUGGGGGUGUUAGGGGAGAGGGGGUUGUCGCUAUGGAGACAGGAUGGUGUACCUGUGGAGUUGAGUCUGUCUGACCUUUCACCCUUUGACCCCAGAGCCAAAGGUAGCUCAUACCCACCAAAGCAGGAUGAACCAUACGAGAGUGUGUGUGGUAUGAUACUCUGAGUAAAUGUGUGUGCGUAUGUGUUCCAAAGAUGUGAAUGUGAGCUUUUGAACUCUGUUGACCACUCAGCUAGUCUGUCCUAUAGAAUGGAAGGGUGGGUUAUCUGUAUACAUACACUCUGACCUGUUCCUAGUCUGUCCUAUAGAAUGGAAGGGUGGGUUACCUGUAUACAUACACUCUGACCUGCUCCUAGUCUGUCCUAUAGAAUGGAAGGGUGGGUUACCUGUAUACAUACACUCUGACCUGCUCCUAGUCUGUCCUAUAGAAUGGAAGGGUGGGUUACCUGUAUACAUACACUCUGACCUGCUCCUAGUCUGUUUGAUUAGGACAGCCGUCCAUUUUGUUCUGAGACCAACCCAGAGCAGAGCCAAGAUGGCAGUGUUUUGCAUGCUCCUUUUAGUUAGUACUUAAAAAAUGAGUUGUGAUUUAAAUAUUUAACCUCAAGAAGUUAACUUAUACCUCCUUUUUUAUUUCUUUUUAACCCUGAAUAUUUAAAAUCCUUUGAAUUUAGCCUUUUUUAGUUUGGUAUUAGUGUGGCUGUGCGCUUGCGUGUGUGUGCACGGUGUUGCUCGCGUGCGUUUGUGUUGAGACAGAUACAUUUAGGGCCCUGGUGAUCACAUCCCUAUAAACAGAUUCUUGCAUGGCCACACACACACACACACACACGCACGCAUACACACAAUCGGCAGACCUCUUAGGCCUGCUCAGAAACCAACAUCUGUGUAUGUAUGUGUGUGUGGACUCCUUCUGCUCGGGUUGGGCCGUGCUCGAACCGGAGAACCCAGAACCCUGAAACGGACCUGAAGGGAACCCCAGCUAGUGUGACAGACUGGGUUUGAAUCUGGUUUGUCUGCAUGCCACAAGACCGUGUUAGUCCUCUAAGCUAAAGCCUAGGGCGUUAUCUUGGGGAGGUCCCCCCGUAGAAGGGUGGUUCCCCUCCGGAAGACGGAAAAGAGAAUCUGAACGGUCCACCGGCUCAACGCUGUUUCACAGGACUAAGGGCUCGAUUCCAUCAGAUCCGCUUUAGCUAACAUCUGCAGAGUGGUUGUUUUUGCGGUCAAAUCCACAAGUAAAGCCGGACAUUCCCAUUGGCUGCACGGAGUCACAUGAACAGAAAUCCCAUGCAGCCUUGUUUAUAAGUUCAACACUGGAAUGUGAGAUGUAAUCUACACCUCGAUUUAGGGAUGAAAGAAAUCCUCAUUUAGUUUAAUGAUUUUUCAAUUUGAGCAUAAAUAUUUCUAUAUAGCCUACACGUUCUCGUUGUGAACUUCUGCAGCGAGUGGGGCAGGUGUGGUAGGUGUGGUUUCCUGACAAUGAUCGCAAGAGUAGCUGCUCAGCAAUUUUUGACGGCUCAAACUAAGUUCCACCGCCAAAACAUCCGCUAUGCUGGUGUCUUCUAUCGCCGGUUAACUCAUGAUCUGAUUGUAUCUAGACCUAGCUCACGACUCUGGUUUUAAAUGGGGAGAAUCCUGGAUGGACCUUUUGACUUUGGGAACUGGAAAUUUGUGUGUGUGUGUGGGGGGGGGGGGGGGGGGGGUCUGGUGCGUUACUAUGGUGACGUGUUUAGAGUGUUAGUUACUUGAAUGAUGCUGAGAUGACGAUGUUACUAAAAAGUAGAAUCUACUGUGAUAGCUCUGUCUCUCCUCCUGACCUAUUUAGGUUGAGUGUUUCUAUAGAUCUGACUCCUCCGGGCCUAUCUAGGUCUUGUAUUUCUGUGUUUUAAUGCUUUUCGUCUCUAUGCCAAUAGACUCACUGACUCAUCUCACUAUGGCUGUACAUGUGCCUUUUAUUAAAGAUCAUGGAAACUGAAA